AUGCCAGCUCCCACAGCGCGCCUGAACGGGCCAGAAGAAAACGAGCUCGUCCCCGCUCAGCAGCCAGUCCAGAAUGAGGAUGAUAUUUUAAUAGACACCAGUGCCGCACAGCCGGAAGAGCCAUCGGUACCACUACCGCAGGGCCAGGAGGAUAGUGAAAUGGCAAUCGACGAGGAAGGACGACUCCGCUUCACGCCCAUCAAGACGUCCGGCGACGCAUAUCGAGUUGAAACCCGCAAAGUACCGAUCCCGCCUCACCGCAUGACGCCGCUCAAGGCCGAAUGGCCAAAGAUAUAUCCGCCGCUCGUCGAGCACUUGAAACUCCAAGUACGCAUGAACAUGAAGAACCGAGCAGUGGAGCUGCGCACCUCAAAGCACACGACAGACACUGGCGCCCUACAAAAGGGUGAAGACUUUGUCAAGGCGUUUACCCUUGGCUUCGACGUGGAUGACGCUAUUGCCUUACUUCGACUAGACGAUCUUUAUAUCGAAACAUUUGAGAUUAAAGAUGUCAAGACGCUAAAUGGAGAGCAUCUGGGACGAGCUAUUGGUCGAAUAGCUGGGAAAGAUGGGAAGACGAAGUUCGCUAUCGAGAAUGCCAGCAGGACUAGGGUUGUACUCGCAGAUCAAAAGAUACAUAUUUUGGGUGGAUUCCGGAAUAUUCACGUUGCUAGAGAAGCCAUUGUUAGUUUGAUUCUGGGAAGCCCUCCGGGCAAGGUAUAUGGUAAUUUGCGUACUGUUGCGUCACGAAUGAAGGAACGAUUUUAA
Messenger RNA from Arthroderma uncinatum, 768 nucleotides. Its product is annotated as pre-rRNA-processing protein PNO1. The coding region runs from base 1 to 768 and encodes 255 amino acids. Gene Ontology annotation, molecular function: RNA binding. NCBI's taxonomy places the organism in Eukaryota, Fungi, Ascomycota, Eurotiomycetes, Onygenales, Arthrodermataceae. The record is from RefSeq and is a predicted model, not a curated record. Gene Ontology annotation, cellular component: nucleolus. The transcript has 3 exons.